Messenger RNA from Manihot esculenta (cassava), 2419 nucleotides. RefSeq names its product prolycopene isomerase, chloroplastic. Gene Ontology annotation, molecular function: oxidoreductase activity; carotenoid isomerase activity. The transcript is spliced from 13 exons. The record is from RefSeq and is a predicted model, not a curated record. Bases 240 to 2066 code for a protein of 608 amino acids. Gene Ontology annotation, biological process: carotenoid biosynthetic process. NCBI's taxonomy places the organism in Eukaryota, Viridiplantae, Streptophyta, Magnoliopsida, Malpighiales, Euphorbiaceae.
UUCCUGAAAAAACAGUUAAUAAAAUCUUGUUUUCUUUGUCCUUGUCUUCCCUCCAUUGUGUAAGAAUCAUGACCUGGAAUCACACAAAUCCAUCCUCCACUACCCGAUUCCUCUUCUAUAUCAGCGAUAAUAACACCCAAAUUACAUAGCUUUUCACCCAGGAAAACGCUUCACAGAUUGGUUGCUUUAACACCCACAAGCCUAAGCCUUUGAUUGCAGUAGCUUCAACCUUUAUUGAAAUGAGUUCAGGACUCAGCAGUACUGUACAGUUGUGUAGUUUCAGACCCAGGAGCCAGAAUUGUAGAUUUGGCUCUGUUUCUUUCAAUUCUCACGGUCUCAAUAAAUAUAAUUCCGUACCCAGUUUCGAUAGUGAUAAGAAACUUGGCAAAGUGAAUUCGGGUUUUUGCCAGUUGAAGAAAGAUUUUGUUUUGAGCGCAAAGCAAGGUUUGACUGUAGAUAAAGAGGUGGAUGUAGAAGGAAAUGGAGGAGUCAGCAAAGAAAGGAGCAACUUUGAUGCCAUUGUUAUUGGGUCUGGAAUUGGUGGGUUGGUUGCUGCUACACAGCUGGCGGUGAAGGGAGCUAGGGUUUUGGUUUUGGAGAAGUACGUGAUUCCUGGCGGUAGCUCUGGCUAUUACCAGAGGGAUGGUUAUACAUUCGAUGUUGGGUCUUCUGUGAUGUUUGGUUUCAGUGAUAAGGGAAACCUGAAUUUGAUAACACAAGCAUUGGCAGCAGUUGGUUGUAAGAUGGAGGUGAUUCCUGAUCCAACCACUGUCCAUUUUCAUCUGCCAAAUAAUCUUUCUGUUCGAGUUCAUAGAGAGUAUGGUGACUUCAUCUCAGAACUUAUUUCUAGAUUCCCUCAUGAAAAGGAGGGGAUCCUCAAAUUCUAUGGUGACUGUUGGAAGAUAUUCAAUGCCUUAAACUCAUUGGAAUUGAAGUCACUGGAGGAGCCAAUUUACUUGUUUGGACAAUUCUUUCAGAAGCCCCUUGAAUGUUUGACACUGGCUUACUAUCUUCCUCAAAAUGCUGGAGACAUAGCUCGAAAGUACAUAAAGGAUCCUGAGUUAUUGUCUUUUAUCGAUGCAGAGUGUUUUAUAGUGAGCACAGUUAAUGCAUUGCAGACACCAAUGAUUAAUGCAAGCAUGGUUCUAUGUGAUAGGCAUUUUGGAGGGAUUAACUACCCUGUUGGUGGUGUUGGUGGUAUUGCUAAGUCGUUGGCUAGUGGUCUGAUCGACCAAGGGAGUGAGAUUUUAUACAAGGCAAAUGUGACUAACAUCAUACUAGAGCAUGGAAAAGCUGUUGGAGUGAGGCUGUCAGAUGGAAGAGAGUUCUUUGCCAAAACCAUAAUAUCCAAUGCCACCAGAUGGGAUACCUUUGGAAAGUUGUUAAAAGGAGAAAAGAUUCCAGAAGAAGAAGAAAAUUUCCAAAAAGUUUAUGUUAAGGCUCCAUCUUUUCUUUCUAUUCACAUGGGUGUUAAAGCUGAGGUUCUGCCACCAGAUACAGAUUGCCAUCAUUUUGUGCUUGAGGAUGACUGGGCAAGAUUAGAGGGCCCUUAUAGCAGUAUAUUUUUAAGCAUUCCAACUGUUCUUGAUUCAUCGCUAGCUCCUGAGGGGCACCAUAUUCUUCACAUAUUUACAACUUCUUCCAUAGAAGACUGGGAGGGACUCCCGCUUAAGGACUACGAGGCAAAGAAGGAGCUUGUGGCAAAUGAGAUAAUAAGCAGAUUGGAGAAGAAACUGUUUCCAGGGCUCAGAUCAUCUAUUUAUUUUAUGGAGGUGGGGUCACCAAAGACACACAGACGAUACCUAGCUCGUGAUAAAGGCACCUAUGGACCAAUGCCACGUGGAACUCCUAAAGGCUUGCUUGGAAUGCCAUUCAAUACAACAGCUGUAGAUGGUCUUUACUGUGUUGGCGAUAGCUGCUUUCCUGGACAGGGUGUGAUAGCUGUAGCCUUUUCCGGAGUCAUGUGUGCUCACCGAGUAGCUGCUGACAUUGGACUGGAGAAAAAAUCCCCUGUAUUGGAUGCUGCUCUCCUUCGACUUCUCGGCUGGUUAAGGACAUUGGCAUGAGUUGUGUGAUGGGGGACUCAAAACACAACUGACAAUGGGAAGCUGAGGGGCAACAACGUACAAAGGGUUAGAAGUUAAAUGAAAAUCUUCUAGCUAUUGAAAGGCAGGUAUCCUGAUAUGCAGACUUGUAAUAAACUUUGACAUUUGAAUCAUCUUUCGUAUUACUAGUUCACAUUUUCCUGAGGCUGCACCAACAUGUACAAAGCUACAGAAACAUUCUUUUUCUUUUCUUUCAUUUCAAUAAUUGUUUCACUUUAUCUUAGUGGUAACCGUGUAAAUUUUCUGGAAAAGAAAAUCAUUAACUGUUCGGAACAAACGCAAGAAUUCAAUAAAUUGAUUUUUUUUUCUCUCAA